Molecule: messenger RNA, 861 nt
Organism: Pestalotiopsis fici W106-1
Lineage: Eukaryota; Fungi; Ascomycota; Sordariomycetes; Amphisphaeriales; Sporocadaceae
Exons: 1
Coding region: 1-861 (286 amino acids)
Molecular function (GO): acyltransferase activity, transferring groups other than amino-acyl groups
Source: RefSeq, a predicted model, not a curated record
AUGCCGCUACAAGUCCAGCCGCUUGAACUUCCAGAUUUUGACAUUUUGAUUUCACAUGCAUCGUCGGAUCCUCCAGGCGACGAUCUCGUCGCACCCCCAAACCCAGUGGCAUGGCCAGUAAGCACGCAAGCCGAGGCGCAGACGAGAGCGCGGCACUGCUUUGCGCUGCAGAGGCGCCGCUUCCUGCGAGAUCCGACGACAAACUUUGUCAAGGUCGUGGACGUGGACAAUAACGGCGCUGCUGCGGCGGGCGAUAUCAUCGCCGUCGCCCGCUGGCACUUUUACCCGCAGGGAUACGACUAUUCUACCGAGGCGCAUUGGGAGAUGGCUCCCACGGCACCACUGAUGGCAUAUCUACGAGGACACAAGGCCAAGCGCCAAGGCGAAACAGCAAACGAUAACCACCCACAAGACAGACCGGAGGGUUCGGAGGGGUUGGAGGGGUACAAUGAUGAUGACAAUGUGUAUCCCCCGCCCAACUUCAAUCUCGCCUUGCACAAUCAUAUUCUCUCAUCCAGGGACUCGUUCCGACCCACGUGGGUGCCGGACCGCCAUCCGUGCUGGGUCUUGAUGCACCUUGUCACGCGUCCCAGCCAGAGACGCCGGGGAGCGGCGGGAUUGCUCAUCCGCUGGGGCCUGGAGCGCGCACGCGAGAUGGGUGUGGAUGCAUACCUCGAGGCAGGGGUGCAGGGUCGUCCCGUUUACCUGAAGUUCGGGUUUGAACAGGUCGGGCCGGACAGACGGGUCGACCUCAGGGAUCAUGUGGGAGAGGCGGCGGGGGUCCCGAGCGAGUUCGUGCUCGCGAACAUGAAGUGGAGUCCAAAGGGCCAGGCGGGCAAAAGCUCAGAUGGGGACGAAUAA